Messenger RNA from Priceomyces carsonii, 1806 nucleotides. It is a transcript of the gene EXO70, whose product is annotated as GTP-Rho binding exocyst subunit. Lineage: Eukaryota; Fungi; Ascomycota; Pichiomycetes; Serinales; Debaryomycetaceae. The coding region runs from base 1 to 1806 and encodes 601 amino acids. Gene Ontology annotation, molecular function: phosphatidylinositol-4,5-bisphosphate binding. The record is from RefSeq and is a predicted model, not a curated record. Gene Ontology annotation, biological process: exocytosis. The transcript has a single exon. Gene Ontology annotation, cellular component: exocyst.
AUGUCGUUUAAAGUUGAUAUUGACGAAGCUGAUGUUGCCGUCCUCAAUCAAAAUUUAACGAAGUCAAAAGACUUGUUUAAUCAGAUUUCGAAAUCGUUAUAUUCUAUUUCUACUAAUACUUCAACAGCAUCAACAAAAAUUAAACCCAUUUUAAAGGAUGUAAACAAGUUGAAUAAUAACAAGAAGCAGAUAGACAAGGGCCUUGCAAUGUUGCAGGAUGUUAGUAGAUAUGCAGAGCUAACUUCAAACCAUGAAUCGAUAUUGAAUAACUCUAUUGAGCUCAUCGGGUUAAAGAAGUUUAUUACUAGUUUAUCGCAAUCCAAACUACUUUUACAUGAAAUGAAAUCCCACAUCAAGAACUUUAAAGGGAUCAUGAUAAACUUCGAAACGCUAAUUGAUAAAUCUGACUUGAAAUUGCAAAACUAUUUUCAAAAGCUUUGUCUGAGUUCUGACUAUAAAAUCAAAGAGAUUUGUAUGAUUAUAAAGUACUUUGAGAACGACAAUUCUGACUAUAUUUUAAAGAACUACAUAAGAAUUAGGGCCAAUAAAUUCACAGAAGCUGUCAAACCGUACGAGAACGUGUCAGUGAAAUCAUCAGCUCCUUACGAGAAAGGAACUAAUGGAAUGCAUAAAUUUAAUACUGAAUUUAUUGCAUGCAUAGAUAACGAAAUUGCUAUAUUGAGCGAGAUUAAUAAGAGUGGAGUUCAAUUGGAUUCUGAAAUACUCAAAGAUAUCAUAGAACGUGGAUUAAACUCGGAUUAUAAUGACAUAGUAAGUAAGUUUAACAACUUCAUAAGCACCAAUGGAAUAAUGUCCAAUGAAGUUAUGAUUUUAGAGCUUAUAUCUAAUUUGCUUGAUUUAGAGGCAUAUUUGAGAGAUAUCAAGCUUUCCUUCCCAGUUUUUAUUAAGUUCAACGACUCAUUUAACAGGUUAGUGUCAAAUUCGUCAUCAAUUUUCAAAGACGUGGUGCGACUCAUUGAAAAUAAAAUAACUUCUGCGGACAAACUCAACGACAAGAACAUUCCUGAGGUUACUGUAGAAUUAAUCUCAAGAAUCAGAAAAAUAAGUGAAUUUCAUAACUCUUUGAUUCAACUUAUAUAUGGAUACAAAUUGGGAGAUUGGCUCCUGAUCAAGCCCCCUGUGAAAUUUGUUAGUACAUACACUUCGGUAAUUCCAAAUGCGACUGAAGGUAUUGAUGAAUCAUCUCCAGAUUUCUUAUUGAGUUGUUACUACAGUGAUUUGAUAGAUGCUAUCAUAGUCAGUAUCGAGAUUGAGUUGAAAAGUGAAGUUAGUCUCAAGAAAAGUACUCAAGGAUUUUACUUGCUCAAGGAUCUAAUCUUAAUCGAAGGAAUUGUGAAUAGAUCGCAGCAAUUGUUCGAUGCUUUAGGUAAUUUGGGAAUUGAGAGAAUGAACAAGUUGAAGAAUAGAUACCUCAAAAUGUUCUUAGAUGAUUGGAACUAUGCAUCCUACAUUAUAAUAAGAGAUAUGACAAGCAUCACGACCUCACACGCUCAAUCUCAUUCUCUGGGUAGUGGUAUGUCCAAUAAGGAACGAGAACAGGUCAAAGAUCUAUUUAAAAACUUUAAUGAAUCCUUUGAAGAAGCAUUAAGAAACUAUGAGAAAUACAAUAUAACUGACGUGAAUCUCAAGAGUUAUUUGGGUAAUGAAAUAAAAAAGCUUAUACUAAAUGCGUAUUUCAAGUUGUACGACAAAUAUGCUAACAGUGAAUUCACCAAAAAUAAGGCUAAGUAUGUGAAGUACGAUAAAAUUCUGUUUGAGAGAUUGCUAAAUGACAAACUUAAGUAG